This is a messenger RNA of Stegastes partitus (bicolor damselfish), 1414 nucleotides long. RefSeq names its product alcohol dehydrogenase 1-like. Bases 75 to 1211 code for a protein of 378 amino acids. The record is from RefSeq and is a predicted model, not a curated record. Lineage: Eukaryota; Metazoa; Chordata; Actinopteri; Pomacentridae. Gene Ontology annotation, cellular component: cytosol. Gene Ontology annotation, molecular function: alcohol dehydrogenase (NAD+) activity; S-(hydroxymethyl)glutathione dehydrogenase [NAD(P)+] activity; zinc ion binding. The transcript has 9 exons. Gene Ontology annotation, biological process: formaldehyde catabolic process.
CUCGAUCUACAGUCCAGCAGCUCUCCUCCUUCUCAGCUGCCUCUUUUUGUUUGAGUUCUAUCUUUGCUUCAGAUAUGGCUACAGCUGGUAAGGUCAUUAAAUGCAAGGCAGCAGUAGCCUGGGAGCCCAACAAGCCUGUGGUGAUUGAAGAGAUUGAGGUGGCCCCACCUCAGGCCAACGAGGUCCGCAUCAAGAUUGUGGCGACAUCGGUGUGCCACUCUGACCUGUACCACCUUUUGGAGAGUAUGCAUAAAGAUGGCUUCCCAACGGUCCUGGGCCACGAGGCAGCCGGCAUUGUAGAGAGUGUCGGGCCUGGAGUUACUGAAUUUCAGCCAGGAGACAAGGUGAUACCUCUGUUCCUCUCCCAGUGUAAAGAAUGUCACCUCUGCAAGAAUCCUAAGACCAACCAGUGUGCAACAGCAUGGACCAGGAUUCGUCAGGAAAUUAUGGCAGCAGUUGAAUCCAGGUUUACCUGUAAAGGAAAGAGGAUUCUGCAGUUUAUGGGAACCAGCACCUUCUCAGAGUACACUGUGAUACAUCAGAUGGCUGUGACCAAGAUUGAUCCUGAAGCUCCCCUGGACAAAGUCUGUCUCCUCGGCUGUGGGAUCUGCACUGGAUAUGGAGCAGCAGUUAAUACUGCUAAGGUUCAGCCAGACUCCACAUGCGCUGUGUUCGGUCUGGGAGCUGUGGGUUUGGCUGCAGUCAUGGGCUGCAAGACUGCAGGCGCAAAAAGGAUUAUAGCUGUUGACAUCAAUCCAGACAAGUUUGAGAAGGCCAAAGUGUUUGGUGCUACUGACUUCGUCAACCCCAAAGAUCACAGUAAACCCAUCAAUGAAGUGCUGUUUGAGAUGACCAAUGGGGGAGUGGACUUCUCCCUGGAAUGUGUUGGGAAAGUGGACAUCAUGUGCAGUGCCUUGAAGUCUAGUGCACCAGGCUGGGGUGUCAGCGUGAUUGUUGGCUGGACAGACAUGUAUGACGUAGCAGUCCGACCUGUUGAGCUCAUUUCUGGACGUACAUGGAAGGGAUCCCUGUUUGGAGGAUUUAAGAGUAAGGAUGGCGUCCCUGAGAUGGUCAAAGCCUACAUGGACAAGAAAGUCAAGCUGGAUGAGUUCAUCACUCACAACAUGACUUUGGACCAAAUCAAUGAUGCCAUCGAACUGAUGAAGCAGAGCAAAUGCAUCCGGGCGGUCAUGAGUGUUUCUCCACAAUAGGACCACUCUGUGGCUUUCAGUAGCAGCAAAGUGAUUCAGUAAACUGCUUUUAUACCAUUAGCAAAAUAGAACACAGCACACAAAAUAAAGAGAAUGGAUCACUACUCAGUCAGCUGUAAGCAGAUUUGGAUUGGGACAUUCAUCUGCAGUGUAAGCAAAAACUAAACAAGUGUUUAUGGAGCUAAAUAAAUGAUUUAAACAGA